Molecule: messenger RNA, 363 nt
Organism: Apodemus sylvaticus (European woodmouse)
Lineage: Eukaryota; Metazoa; Chordata; Mammalia; Rodentia; Muridae
Product: prothymosin alpha-like
Exons: 1
Coding region: 15-347 (110 amino acids)
Biological process (GO): positive regulation of transcription by RNA polymerase II; negative regulation of apoptotic process
Cellular component (GO): nucleus
Molecular function (GO): histone binding
Source: RefSeq, a predicted model, not a curated record
CAGCAUGCCCCACCAUGUCAGUCGUGGCAGUGAACACCAGCUCCGAGAUCACCACCAAGGACUUGAAGGAGAAGAAGGAAGUUGUGGAGGAGGCAGAGAAUGGAAGAGAUGCACCUGCCAAUGGGAACGCUCAAAAUGAGGAAAAUGGGGAGCAGGAGGCUGACAAUGAGGUAGAGGAAGAAGAGGAAGAAGGUGGGGAGGAAGAGGAGGAGGAAGAAGGUGAUGGUGAGGAAGAGGAUAUAGAUGAAGAUGAGGAGGCUGAGGCUCCUACGGGAAAGCGGGUAGCUGAGGAUGACGAGGAUGAUGAUGUUGACACCAAGAAGCAGAAGACUGACGAGGAUGACUAGACAGCAGAAGGAAAAG